AUGGCUCUGCGAAGAUCUGGAGGCCAGCUCUGCAAGAGCAUUUCACAGGCCAGUUCGCAUCGACUUGCGCUACCCCAAAUCGCUACUCAGAAGCGAUAUCUGGCCACUCCCGUCCAUCCUGUCACUCAAGAUGCUACUGGAUCGAAGGGCCCUACGGCUAUGGUCUUCCUCAACAUGGGAGGACCUUCGACUACCGAUGAGGUUGGCGCCUUUUUGAGCCGUCUUUUUGCCGACGGCGAUCUAAUUCCUCUCGGCCCUCUACAAAAUUAUCUUGGUCCAUUGAUUUCGAAGAGGCGAACACCCAAAAUCAUCAAGCAAUACUCUGCCAUCGGUGGAGGGUCACCAAUUCGAAAGUGGUCUGAAUACCAAAACGCCGAGAUGUGUAAGAUCUUGGAUAAGAUCUCCCCGGAGACUGCGCCUCACAAGCCCUACGUCGCUUUUCGGUACGCGGACCCAUUAACCGAGGAAAUGUACGAGCAGCUGUUGAAGGACGGCUUUGGAAAUGGAAAAGGUGGCCGCGCUGUCGCAUUCACACAAUAUCCUCAGUACUCGUGCUCAACAACAGGUAGUAGCUUGAACGAGCUAUGGAAGUGGAGGCACCGGCUUGAAGGCAAGACCAACAAGGAGUCCGGUGACGGUACCAUUACCUGGAGUGUAAUCGAUCGCUGGCCUAACCACAGUGGAUUGGUCGAGGCUUUUGCCCAAAACAUCGAGGCCAAGCUUGCGGAAUACCCUGAAGAGCGAAGAAAGGAUGUUGUGCUGCUCUUCUCUGCGCAUAGCCUGCCCAUGUCUGUCGUUAACCGAGGUGAUCCUUACCCUGCUGAAGUUGCAGCCACUGUCUACGCUGUCAUGCAGCGCCUCGGUUUCUCCAACCCAUACCGACUGUGCUGGCAGUCUCAGGUCGGUCCUUCGGCCUGGUUAGGACCUCAAACCUCGGACAGUGUAGAGCACUACAUAUCCAAGGGUCAGAAGGAUCUGGUGCUCAUCCCCAUCGCUUUCACAUCCGACCAUAUUGAGACUCUAUAUGAGUUGGAUCAAGAAGUCAUCGGCGACAGUGGUCACCCCGAAACUGUCAAGCGGGUUGAGUCCCUGAACGGCAGUCCUGUCUUUAUUCGAGCUCUCGCCGACAUUGCCAAGGAGCACCUGGCAGCAGGUCAGGCUUGCUCGAAGCAGAUGGGUCUUCGAUGUCCUGGGUGUAAGAGCGAGAGAUGUGCGGAGUCGAAACGAUUCUUUGCAAGCCAGCAGGCUGGCCUCGCUUGA
Messenger RNA from Fusarium tjaetaba, 1260 nucleotides. Its product is annotated as ferrochelatase. Gene Ontology annotation, biological process: heme biosynthetic process. Gene Ontology annotation, molecular function: protoporphyrin ferrochelatase activity. The transcript has 3 exons. NCBI's taxonomy places the organism in Eukaryota, Fungi, Ascomycota, Sordariomycetes, Hypocreales, Nectriaceae. The record is from RefSeq and is a predicted model, not a curated record. The coding region runs from base 1 to 1260 and encodes 419 amino acids.